AUGAACAAAAACAAAGAAAUUGGGUUAAUAGAUAUUGGAAAAUGGAAAAUGUACUUUAAUGGCGCUGUGAAUAAAAGUGGAGCUGGCAUUGGUGUCAUUUUGAUAUCCCCGGAAGGAGAAUGGAUACCACUAUCCAAAAGAUUGGAUUUUUGGGUGACUAAUAACAUGUAUGAAUACGAAGCGUGCAUCUUUGGGAUGGAAUCUUUGAGAGCAAUAGGAGUUAAACACGCGGAUAUCUUUGGAGACUCUAGUUUGGUGAUUAAACAAGUGAGAAAAGACGGAGUUAGAUUUAUCCCUAGGGAAGAAAACCAGAUUGCAGAUGCACUUACUGGGUUAGCAUCAGUUUGGGAAGAUCCGGGAAGAUUGUUUAUCAGGCCUUUAGUGAUGGUGAGAAGUAAAGUUCCUUGUUUUGAGGGGACAAAAGUAUUAGACAUCACUCAAGAUGAAAAACCAUGGUAUUAUGAUAUUCAAAGAUUCAUUCAAGAUAAACAAUAUCCAGAAGCUACUACAAAGAAGGACAAAAAUUUGAUCUGA
Messenger RNA from Mercurialis annua (annual mercury), 534 nucleotides. RefSeq lists its product as uncharacterized. The coding region runs from base 1 to 534 and encodes 177 amino acids. Gene Ontology annotation, molecular function: nucleic acid binding; RNA-DNA hybrid ribonuclease activity. The transcript is spliced from 3 exons. Lineage: Eukaryota; Viridiplantae; Streptophyta; Magnoliopsida; Malpighiales; Euphorbiaceae. The record is from RefSeq and is a predicted model, not a curated record.